CCUUUUGCAGAUCUGUGUUCAAUUUUAGAACGAAUACAGAAAUGUAAAUCCCGGCCAGAGAAAAUCAAGAAUUUCAAGGAAUUUUUAGAUUCAUGGAGGAAAUUUCAUGAUGCUCUUCAUAAAAAAGAGGAAGAUGUCACAGACUCUUUUUAUCCAGCAAUGCGACUUUUUCUUCCACAAUUGGAAAGAGAGAGAAUGGCUUAUGGAAUUAAAGAAACCAUGCUUGCGAAGCUCUAUAUUGAACUGCUCAAUUUACCCAAAGAAGGAAAAGAUGCCCUAAAACUUUUAAAUUAUAGAACACCCACUGGCUCCCAUGGAGAUGCUGGAGACUUUGCAAUGAUUGCCUAUUUUGUAUUGAAACCGAGGUGCCCAAAACAAGGCAGACUGACCAUACAACAGGUGAAUGAGUUCCUGGAUUCAGUUGCUCGUAAUAAUGCUGCCAAAAGGAAGGACCUAGUAAAGAAAAGUCUUCUUCAGUUAAUAACUCAGAGCUCAGCACUUGAACAAAAGUGGCUGAUCCGGAUGAUUAUAAAGGAUCUAAAACUUGGUGUUAGUCAGCAAACCAUAUUUUCCCUUUUCCAUCCUGAUGCUGCUGAGUUAUACAGUGUCACAACUGACCUGGAGAAGGUUUGCAGACAACUGCAUGACCCUUCUGUAUCACUCAGUGAUGUUUCCAUCAUGUUGUUUUCUGCCUUUAAACCUAUGCUUGCUGCUAUUGCUAAUGUCCAGCAAAUUGAGAAACAAAUGAACCGCCGAAGUUUUUACAUAGAAACUAAACUAGAUGGUGAACGUAUGCAGAUGCACAAAGAUGGAGAUGUAUACAAGUAUUUCUCUCGUAAUGGGUUUGAGUAUACUCAGCAGUUUGGUGCUUCUCCCCUUGAAGGUUCAUUAACUCCAUUUAUUCAUAAUGUGUUUAAAAAUAGUAUACAAAACUGCAUUCUUGAUGGUGAAAUGAUGGCCUACAAUCCCAAUACACAAACUUUUAUGCAGAAGGGAAACAAAUUUGACAGAAAAAGAAUGGUAGAUGAUCCUGAUCUGCAGACAUGCUUUUGUGUGUUUGAUGUAUUAAUGGUUAAUGAUCAGAAGUUGGGUCAUGAGAUACUAAGCAAAAGAGGUGAGAUUCUAAAUGAGCUGUUUACACCAAUAAUAGGCAGAAUACACCUAGUGCAUAAAACACAGGCUAGCACCAGGAAAGAAGUAGUUGAUGCUCUAAAUGAAGCAAUAGAUAACAGAGAAGAAGGAAUCAUGGUAAAAGAUCCUAUGUCCAUUUACAAGCCAGACAAACGUGGGGAAGGGUGGUUAAAAAUCAAACCUGAGUAUGUCAAUGGGCUCAUGGAUGAACUAGACCUAUUAAUUAUUGGCGGUUACUGGGGGAAAGGUUUGCGUGGUGGCAUGAUGUCUCAUUUUUUGUGUGCUGUUGCUGAGAGUUCCCCUCCUGGUGAAAAACCAUCUGUCUUUUAUUCUAUUUGUCGUGUUGGUUCUGGUUACACUAUGAAGGAGCUAUACGAUCUUGGUUUGAAAUUGGCCAAACACUGGAAGCCUUACCAUAAAAGAGAUCCUCCUUGUAAUAUUUUAUGUGGAACUGAGAAGCCUGAAGUCUACAUAGAGCCUUGUAACUCAGUCAUAGUUCAGAUUAAGGCAGCAGAGAUUGUUACUAGUAAUAUGUACAAAACUGAUUGCACUUUGCGAUUCCCUCGAAUUGAGGAAAUAAGAGAGGACAAAGAGUGGCAUGAAUGUAUGACUUUGGAUUUCUUAGAACAGCUCAGAGGUAAAGCAUCAGGGAAGUUAGCAUCUAAGCACCUUGAUAUGGGUGAUGAUGAACCACAAGAAAAGAAACGGAAAACUGUACCAAAGAUUACGAAAAUAAUUGGAAUCAUGGAUCAUUUUAAAGCCCCUGAUCUUUCCAAAGUAAAUAAGAUUUCUAAUAUAUUUGAAGAUGUUGAAUUUUGUGUUAUGACUGGAACAGAAAACCAUUCAAAAUCUGAACUGGAAAGUAAAGUAGCAGAAAGUGGUGGUUAUGUGGUACAAAACCCUGGACCAGACACUUACUGUGUUGUUGCAGGAAUUAAGAAUGUCAGAGUAAAAAAUAUUAUAUCUUCCAACAAGCACGAUGUUGUGAGAGCAGAGUGGCUUUUACAGUGUUUUGAAAUGAAAAUGUUCGUACCAUGGCAGCCUGCCUUCAUGAUUCACAUGUCUCCAGAUACAAAACAACAUUUCGCAUGUGAGUACGAUCGUUAUGGUGACAGCUACACAGCAAAUACAGAUGUGACCCAACUAAAGGAAGUAUUCUCAAGAAUUAGUAAUAAAAAUGAUGAGAACAUGCCUCUGGACAUGAUUGCUGACUUAGAAGAACAUUAUUUGUGGAAUAGCUCUCCACUCUGUAUGUUCAGGCAAAAUACCAUUUAUCUGGACCUUUAUGCUGUUGUUAAUGACCCCAGUACCAAGACCCAUGGAACAAUGCUAUCAAUUAGAGCUUUGGAGCUCCGUUUUCAUGGAUCAAAAAUAGUCUCGCAGCUAAAGGAGAGUGUGUCCCAUGUAAUUAUGGGAGAAGAUCAUUCCCAUGUGAAAGAGAUGAAAGCACUUAGGAGAACAUUUGAGAAAAAAUUUAAAAUCCUAUCUGAGCUGUGGGUAACAGAUUCAAUAAAGGAGGGAAAGUUACAGAAUGAAAAUCCAUACCUAAUUUAAAGCACGUUUUAACUAGAAGUAAAAGCAUUGUAAUUAACUUGGUGGACUCAAGAUUUGGUGAGGUCUUCCUGCAUGUUUCCAGGUAUAUACCUAACCUAUGGUUAAAGAGUAGUUCUAAUUUUUAUAUAUUGGAAAAGGAAAGGUAGCAUCUCCUGUGCUUGGGAAGGAGGGAAAGACUUCAGGCUACAUUACACUGUGGGAGGAAAUGUCCAGUGCUAAAGAAAUAAUUGCAUGCUUUGUGUUUUACAAAGAUCUCCCAUAGGAGAUUGUUUUACUUAGCUAUGAAGAUAAUCUUAUACCACUGACAAAACUUUGCCUUUAUUUAAAUACUGGCUAUUUUAUACCAUUUGAUCUUUCUGAGGUGUGAGAUUAAACUUUUAAAUCAAUAAUAUUUAAAGAGAAUAUGCCGUUGAAUAA
Molecule: messenger RNA, 3102 nt
Organism: Gopherus flavomarginatus (Mexican gopher tortoise)
Lineage: Eukaryota; Metazoa; Chordata; Testudines; Testudinidae
Product: DNA ligase 4-like
Exons: 1
Coding region: 160-2685 (841 amino acids)
Biological process (GO): nucleotide-excision repair, DNA gap filling; immunoglobulin V(D)J recombination; DNA biosynthetic process
Cellular component (GO): DNA-dependent protein kinase-DNA ligase 4 complex; DNA ligase IV complex
Molecular function (GO): DNA binding; ATP binding; DNA ligase (ATP) activity
Source: RefSeq, a predicted model, not a curated record